GGCUAGGCUAGGCAAACCGAGGCUCGUCGCUCGCGCGUUACGUUCAGUGUUCCUUCGCGCUUCGGCCAAAGACUUGUUGUUGUACCGCCUCGUGUCACGCGAUUCGUUUAUUCUGUUUCCCAUCGGGUGGCUGGAGGUCCCGUUUGGGAAAACGGAGAAAGCAUCCCGCGAGAGAGAGAGUUUGGUUCGAGGGGAAAAAAGAGCACGCGAAAACCACGAAGCGUUCGCAAAGCGUAAUCGGCCACCAUUAGCGGCAGCGGGAGCUUCCUGAAUUUCCCGCGGCCGAGGGACCCUCGAGGACCUGCGCGCGUCUCUAGUCUAACGCGCUCGAUUUUCGAUUCGAUAUCGAAACGCGGGAGUCGUGUGCCUAUUGGACGCUAAAAAUCUGUGUGGCGCUGUCGGUGCGUGCGAAGUAUAAUCGAUUCCUCGAUCGGCCGGGCAAGAACGGUUACUGGUUGUUGUGGAACCGCCAUUACCGGAUCGAAGACGAAACUUUUUUUUCAACGAGACGCGAGGACAGAUAGGUGCGUCGGUUGUGCAUGUACACGCACUAGAGAAUCGAAGAAGUAACCGUGGAUGUAGUAUAUCGUGCACGACGCAAGUUAGCAACGGUCGAACGUUUCGUUUUGUUUUAUUUUCCUUCUUUCUCCGCUGUUUCGGUGGCGUGUCGCGAAGGUGGUCGAUGGUUAUCAUCGUGCGUGCACGUUCGUACAAAAAGUUGUUUACAUUUUUUGGUGACUCGAGAGAAGUGCAACACGACGAUCGCCCAAGUGGUGAGACAGACAGCAACGAAGGGGAGACUAGGAUACGUGGAACUGUCGUUAUAGAGUUAGCGGUGAAGAAAAAUUCGGUGUUCGGGAAUACAGCCAAAUCGACUGUGCACUUUACCUUACCGUGUACACAUCGGAUAUAUUCAAUCGUCGCGAUCAGAGGAACUGGAGUAACGCGUAGAAUCCACGAGAGAGAAAGUGUCUGCUGAGCAGAACAAGAAGGAGGCGAAAAGUGGGGACGUUUGGGAGGUGAUUUUGGAUGUUAGAAAGCGCGGGGGUGGCUAGAGAGGCCCCACCGCAGGGUACGGGUCCCGAUGCCGGUCCCCGUAUCGCAAACCCUCACGCUGACCUCCACCCUCGUGCCCAAGGAGGAGUCAAACAUGCCCUUCAUAGACGACGAGCUACUUUGGUGCCCUGACAAUGACGGCAAAAUGGUCGACUUGACGCAGUGUCUUCAGGAAAGCAGCACAGGGCAGUCGGUAGAAUUUUCCCCGAUGGAAUUGAAUGCCCUGGUCGGGACGCCAGCCGCGCCAAACAUGCCGACGGAAGAGGGCGAAGGAAUGGCCGGUGUCACUGGGGAGGAACCCUUUGACACGCUUGACACGUUCUUAAGAGAACUGCAAGCGGAUUUGGUCGAAGCCAGUCAGCCCACGUCGACAACAACUUCCGUAACCUCCUCCUGCAGACGGCAAAGGUACAACAUCGCGGCCGCCAAUCCUUUGUUAGCAGAAAAAUUAGCAGCCCCUUCGUCGCAAGCCUCGCCAACCUCCAUCCCCUAUGCAACGAGGGCGGAAAUCAAGACGGAAAGUAUUCAGCCUGAAAUGAGCAAAGUGGACACCAGGGAGGUCCAACCGCACGAUGCGAGCGAGAAGGAGCAAUUAGGCUUGGCGAGCGUUAAGGUAGAGCCAGGAUCGACCGGGACGACGACGACGACCUCCACGGGGACUCGUCUGUUGCACGGUAUUCUCUCACAGCACCCCCAGCAGCACAAUUUAGGGGUGCAGAAUGGAUAUGGGCGCCACUUGGCUGGCCAUGCUCAGAUGGGCCAACCGCCCUACACCACUGCCACUAUCGCCACCACGAGUACGCCAGGAAGCGGAUCACUGCCAGCGAGUCCCGCGGACAGCGGAGUCAGCGACGUCGAGUCCAGCACGUCCUCGGGCGGUAACGAGGACGCGAAUCUCUUACUGAAGGCCAGGCUAAACCCUAACACGUCCCUCCAACCGAGUCUGGCGUCUCAUCAUUCUCAUCUGUCGUCAGCAGCACUCGGCAGGUCAGCCUGUCACAGUCCUGGCGUUUAUCCGUCGACGGCGGGCUUCCUGCCGCCCUCCUAUCAUCCCCAUCAACAUCAUCCCUCCCAGUACCAUCCGCACAGAGGGAGCUCGCCUCACCAUCAACACGGGAACCACGCGAUGGGCCCGACGAUGGGACCGCCUCACCAUCACCACCACCAUCAAACGCAGAGUCUCCAACACCUACAUUACCGUCAGCCUCCUACACUGUCCGAGAGCUACAGCAGUUACGUGAACUCAAUGUACGCUAGCGGAGGCCAAUUCGCGACCCCUUGCACACCGAGUCCCCCAAGAGGUCACGGUGGCGUCCCGACGAGCGUGAUCCAAGCAGCCACCAGCUCGGUUUCCGACGAUCUGUACCUUCUGGAGUUGGGCUUCCCUCCACGGUCGAAGAAGAACAAGUUGAAGAAACCGCGUCAAGGGGACGGCGCAGCGGUGAAGAGGAAAUCUCGGGAGGGCUCGACCACGUACCUGUGGGAGUUCCUGUUGAAAUUACUGCAAGACCGAGAUUACUGCCCACGAUACAUCAAGUGGACGAAUCGCGAACGAGGCGUCUUCAAGCUCGUCGACAGCAAGGCGGUGUCUCGCUUGUGGGGUCUGCAUAAAAACAAGCCAGACAUGAAUUACGAGACCAUGGGCCGUGCCCUGCGUUACUAUUACCAACGUGGCAUUCUGGCGAAAGUCGACGGACAGAGGCUGGUCUAUCAGUUCGUGGACGUGCCGAAGGAUAUCAUAGAAAUCGAUUGUACCGGCGCGUGAGAUAGGGCUCGACCCACAAGGGAACAGCACGAGGGAGCACAAGCUGUACGGGAAAAGAGUCGUUCGCGUAUUCACACCGCGAUCGUUUGCAAGAUGACACCGUCGAGCAUCUCUUCCUACCACGAUUUGCCAACUUGGCACACCCCUCAGACGAUCUAAAAACCAUACGCCCUCUCUCUGACUUCGUUUGUUCCUUGUAUUAUAUAUGUAUACCUAUAGAGAUGUAUAUUAACGAAGUGCGCGCGAGUACGGACGCUGCCGCGAGAGGAUGAAUGUUUUAUCGACGCGUCGAGUUGCGCCAAACGGUAUACGAAGCACGUGUACCGUAACAGAAAUUUCGUCCUCCUUUGGUCUUUCUUUCUUUUUUUUUUGUUUUUUUUUUUUUUGUUACUUUUUGACAAUCGAUACGUCGAUGGUAAUCGUACUAAGCUUUACAACGUUUAUAUAUAUAGAGAAGUAUAUAUACAUGUGUAAGUAUAUAUAUAUGCGUUGAGCUCGUUCAAAUUUGUACAAAAUUUAGUUCUUAAAUGAUAAAAAAGGAUGAUGCUACGGCACAAAGUGUUAUUAAAUGUAUUUUAAUCAAGAGAGAAAAAGAUGAAUCUAGUAUGGACAAAUUUACUUAAACGUAAAGUAUAGUCGGGAAGUAUAGGCGAACAAUUGUACAUUCGAGAGCGCGAUAAAUUAUUUAUUGUAUAUUAGACGAUUAUAUAUGUUACCUAGAAAAGAAAAGAAGAAAAUUGUUAUAUAACGUGUCGACGAAUGGGAAAUAUGAGAAAAAGAGGAAGAAACGAGACACACAACACGUACACACACGCAACGUGGAAAGAUCUUUUUUUUUUAAAAAGGUGAAAAGAAAAAAAAUAUAAUGAAACGAAAUGAGGGCUGUGAAAAGA
Messenger RNA from Hylaeus volcanicus, 3714 nucleotides. It is a transcript of the gene Eip74EF, whose product is annotated as ecdysone-induced protein 74EF. NCBI's taxonomy places the organism in Eukaryota, Metazoa, Arthropoda, Insecta, Hymenoptera, Colletidae. Gene Ontology annotation, molecular function: sequence-specific DNA binding; DNA-binding transcription factor activity, RNA polymerase II-specific. The record is from RefSeq and is a predicted model, not a curated record. The transcript has 8 exons. Gene Ontology annotation, cellular component: nucleus. Gene Ontology annotation, biological process: cell differentiation; regulation of transcription by RNA polymerase II. The coding region runs from base 1085 to 2821 and encodes 578 amino acids.